Messenger RNA from Colletotrichum godetiae, 3264 nucleotides. RefSeq lists its product as uncharacterized. The record is from RefSeq and is a predicted model, not a curated record. The transcript is spliced from 4 exons. Bases 406 to 3090 code for a protein of 894 amino acids. NCBI's taxonomy places the organism in Eukaryota, Fungi, Ascomycota, Sordariomycetes, Glomerellales, Glomerellaceae.
GUCUCGCCGAGAUGAAUGCUCUUGUAAACUACGCACAAUCGGACCAUCCGUGAAUUUACGCCAUCUGUGAGUAUGCCCAUCAUCUCGCUGUCACCAUCUUCCAACGCACCGUCGAAUUCAUCACUUUGCCCGUCGCUUCCGUUCAAUGUACGGCUCGACUUUCCUCCCCCUCCGAUAGUUAUCUGAGCGACCCAAGUAUGUGCUUGACUUGGCCCAAGAGCGCAAUAUCUCGUAGUCCUCCACACCCCCCGAAGGAGAUCACUCUGUUCCAGCGGCACUGGCCCAGCCGCGGUGUUACGAUUGAGAAAGUUCUUGGGCUCUUGUAGCAUUAUGCUCUGGCGUGUUCUUGCGGCACAGCACAAAGAGGCCAUGGAUGCCAGAUGUUAGGAUGGUGUCGUUGCCAGCAUGGGCGCGGCCGUUAUUGGCAACUCUAUGAAUACUUAUGCCCGUCUAGAAGAAGAUGGGUACUUAUCCCCAGCCGGUUUUGGUUCGAAAGCACAUUGCCAGUGCACUUCCCUUUUUGCUCCUUCUUUUUUGACGAAGAAAGCAGCCAUGAACCACCGGAAUGCCACUAUUUUGCAGUUGCGUAACGAUGCGAGCAUGGUUCUGGCCAGCUUCGACAGGAGCAUCCAAGACCAUAUCCAGCGGCUCACCGUCUUGGAUUCCUUGAGCGUGCGCAAUCCUGAACUUUCCGUCUCAGAUGAUGGUGUUUUAGGCUUUGCCUUUCUACGUGGCGUUGAGCGUGCCACCGAGCAUCUGCGCAAUCAGAUCGCCGCGUGGGCAUCGUGGCUUCACAACUCUGCUGCCUCCAAUCAUGCGCAGACGGACACGCAGUUGUCCACUCUACAUGAUUUACGAUCUCGAACACAACUCGACAAGCAGAAGGCAUCCGUGUUAUCUUCGAACGAAGUACACGAUCUGCCGGCAAACCAAGAGAGUGAAACAACACUAUUCCUUCCCACCCAUCCUACCGAUCACGGAGGCCACGAUCUAUCGAGCUGGUAUUUUCCAGCAGUGCAGAGGUACGACACGCCGAGCCUUGGCCGGCUAGAUAUUUCGCCGUCAUAUGAUCAACUAGAUGCGAGCCCAAUGUCCCAUCCCAUUCCCGACAUGGGGCUCCUACCUAGCGUUGAACCGAUGCAAGAUGAUGCGAUCAGUUUGUGCGGCGAUCGAGACGUUCACGGGCCUCGCGUCGAAUGCACUCCUGAUGAUACCGAACUAUUUGUCCAAUCCAGCAUCGAGGCAAGCCCCAUACCCGAUGCCCAGUCUCCGGCAAAGUUCACGAUAGGGGUCAGAUCGGAUAAACCUACUGGGCAACCUGCAGAAGCUACCAUUUCGUUCAAUGACAAGGGCAAUGUCGAAUCAGGAGCCAAACUUGACACUCAGUCUCUGGGCCCUGGCUCGAACAUCCGGCCUGGUCUCGCUGGCCACAUCGAGUCUGCAGAUAUCCUCUUUCAUGAAUCCAACCUGGAGGCUGUUCACGAUGACGAAAAUGCCGAGAACCACUCUUGCAAGAACUAUGACCGCCAUUCAGAACCAAUCGAUAAGUUAAUCGAUAUAGCGGUUGAGUACGUCGACGCCAAGAAGCUAUUCUGUCAAAGCAAAGCACAUUUCAGACAGAGGCUAAGUCAAUUUUUUCCGGCAACAUUUGUUGACGAUACCCUUUUUCUUCAACUUCUUCGCAUGAUUACUGAGGACUCCAGAUUUGUAGUGAUUGACCCUUUGCAUUCAAGACUCCAUGAAGCCUUUCCACAUCAUGUCGUCGAAGCAUUUUCGAUGGAUUUUGACGGACUUGUCUUGCCCAUCAACGUCAACGUAUCUAACCAAAUGUUGAAUGCGGAUAGGAAUCACUGGGUUAUCGCAAUCAUCAACCCGAGCACGCGGACAUUUGAUGCCUUCGGGAUGCAGGAGGAUUCAUUCCUUUAUUGGGGCGCAAGAGUCGACGUCCUUGCCUCGGAACUUCUUGGACGGUCUGUCGAGCUUAACAAGCGGUCCCGUCAGCUAGGGCCAUACACCCACGAUUCUUGUUGCGCUUUUCUCUGCUCUUAUGCCCUGGACUGUUACCUCGGGGCGGGUUCUCAGCGCGAAGGGAAAUGGCCCACGGGACCUGAAUUGAGGGAGAGUUACUUCCGUAGGCUUCUUAUUCACUGGGGAGUGCCAUCCGGUUCCCUCCCAGUUCUUACGCAGCUGACGGAUUUCGACGCCCUCGAUAGUCCACAAUCGAUAGCUGCGUCAUCACACCUCGACAGCUCCAAGCAAGUACCUUGCACUGGAGGGCGUCACCACUGUCUGUUCAGUGACCUGCAGGAAUUCUACAACUCGAGCGGUUGUAAUCUCGGUCAACUGACGGAUGCGUUGAUUGAUACCGAGUCAGCCCUCAAGAUUGAACACAAAGCCCGUCUGGUCCAGAUGAUUAUGGAAUGCCGCCCCCUUCCCGAAGACGAACACAGCUCAGCUCAGUUGAGCAGUGGCUCAUGCUCGUUGAAGGAAUUGUUUCAUGAGAUUAACGAGAUGAAAUCACUGUUUCAGUUACAUAGCUUCCAGCAUAGGAGCCUUCUUAUCGAGACGGCGAAGGAGUUCGAGGUUCAGCUGGAAAGAGUGAGAGAAAAGCAACGAAACAAGAGAUCUCUUGCGAAGGCACGAUGGAAGAAACAAUCGAAAGAAGCUAGCUCUCAACAGCCGAGCAAAGUGUCCAAGAAAAAAAAGCUCCAGCGGGAACCCGAGACACUUGUCCAACAAGGACAGCACGAAAGGGGUUCUCGCGAGACCGCUGAGAGUAAAGUGAUACGGAGAGCGACUGGGAUCAUCACGGACAAACCCAUGGAUACUCCGUACUAUAAAUACGUCAAAGAAGGACGCAUCCUGCAGAACCUUGAGAGGGAUAUAGGCUGUGGUAUUCUGAGAUGUUUGCCAGGUGCAGUCAUUCGGCCCGAUGAAACAGUCUUGAGAUUCCGAAAUGCACGCAAGUGCUUCAAUCUAUUGAGACAGAACAUCGAUCCGAUACAAUACAACAAUCUCAAUCAUGACGGGAUAGCCUUUUUCAAGAGAUGGUUCAGGGCUUUGCACCCAGAGCUGGGACCAUUCACAUAGGGACUGCAUGUAUUUGUAGCUGACCAGCCGAGUUCAAGACUCGUCUAUAAGUGCGUCAUAACUCUUGCGAGAGCUCGCGAAUAGCAUGGAACUUACGACCUUCUUUGGCAUGGUAUCUGUACGAAAUGUAUUACAGAGGAAAUCAAAGUCUUCGAGCGACCAGUCUGUUCUGAC